UCAACUUUUCCGUGCGCCUCGAAUUCCACAACCCUAUUUCCAUUAAUGAAUCUGUUGAGUGUUUAAUCAAGUCAUUCAUCGAAAUGCGUAUUCCCUAAUAUUCAAAAUGGCAACGUUGUUGGAACAACGAAAACGUGAAUUAUUUUGAGUGGGAGGCUGCCAUUCAGUUUAGAGUAUCGUAGUGUUUGAAGCAGGUGCCAUUCAAACCUACAUUUACGUGCGCCGUGGAGAAGCAGCAACGCGACGUGAGGGAAUGCCAGUAGUCAACAGGUGGCUGGAUGUCAACAUUGCAUACCUAAGCAAAAUUCAUAUGGCAGUUAUUAUCAUGGAAGACAACGAUCAGAUAAUGAAUUUAAACAUAUGCGCGUUAUUGUAUGCUGAGUGAGCUUUGCACUGGGUAAACAAAAUUUCUAUUACUCGCUAGCUCCUCAUUCUUACCUGAUUACGCUAUAAAACCCACCUGAUGGGUGUGCCUUUCUACAAGGUAUUGUAAUAAGCAGCUACACGCUAGCGUCUAGAUCAAGUUUAGGUCAGAUAACCCGUUGACAUUCAAUCUUUGCUACUUGAUAGCCAGCUGUAACAACGACCCAUAUUUUGCAAAAAGAGCCAAAAAUAUGGACAGAGGCCAUGGAGCUACAUUUGGCGGAGGUGGGGCUAAUAUGCAGGAGUAUUGGGACGAAUACAAGAAAAUGAUGGAGGAAACUAAACUACUUGACGAUUAUCUUGAUGAAGAAUCAGGCCCUAGGAGUUACGAUGAGGGUGAAGAAGAGGCGGAAUGGCUGCGAGCAGCAGGUUUGGGGGAAUUGACUGAGCCAUGGAAAGAAGGACGGGAAAUUCAGCCAGAAGAGCUAGGAGCAGCUCUACGUCCUCUAUCUCGAGCACAAGCGGAGGCAGUGAAGCGUAGAGUGAAAUCUCUCAAUCAUACGGUGAAACAACGCUUCAAUCAAAAGCAGAAAGUUCGUAAGCCGGAUAUUAGAGAUGUUUUCAAAGACGUUGAGGUGUCGAGUACAGGCACAAGAUCCCGCAGCGCGACUCCAGAUUCACUGGAUUCAGUUCCAGGGGAAACUUUGGAAAAUGUUUUGCCACCUUCCCCGCCCACAGUUACAGUGAUCGAUGCUCACCAGGGCAGUAACAACGUACCGAGCUUUGUAUCAAUUUUCCACCGCCCUUCGAUUGAUGGCAAAGAAACCAUUCGCAGAUUGACUAGUGCUCCUAUGCCCAUUGUUCAUCCAACUCCAAUUCCUGCACCAGCUUCUGUGCCUAUUCAAGAAAUAUUCAGACGGACAGGGAACUGGUCCCAGAAAGGAGAUAUUGCUGGGAAUUCAGAGGGAAUAGAAUUAACUGCUUACCAAAGGCUUGGGACCAUUCACCUCUCAAGACCUUCGAUCCAGAGAAGAAGUGGUAGUGAUCCUAGUGAAGUUGCUAAUACUACUCACUUGGAUGUCGAACCUUCUGGAAAGCUGACGGUAUCUAAAGACCACGCAACGCUAAGGAGAAGCUCUGGAGGCCAUGCGACCGUUACACGAAGUCACAGUAGUUUGUAUGGCCUCACCAGACCUGCGGAGGACAAUUUAAUCACACAUCCUUUGAAUCGCACAGCUUCGCAUGGGCAUCUCAGCUUUGAGGAAAUGUGCCGAACCAAUGAGGCUAAAUCUCACGUAUGGGGUUCAGAUGGGUGUGCAGAGGAUGUGUAUCCAAAACACAAAGUAGAAUUAUUGUCACAGCGAGAACUCACGAGACUCCGAUCACUUCUGUGGCUUGAGCUGACAGCUGUUUUUGACAAAUAUAAUGUGCCUUUGACCAAACGAAAGCCGAACAAACGCAGGAGUAAAGCGGGUAAUUUAUUUGGCGUCUCUUUGUCUACCCUCCUGUUAAGGGACAGCCAACUUACCACAGACGAAAGCAACAUCCCGUUAGUUUUCCAAAAACUAUUACAUGAGCUCUCGAGAAGAGGAAUUAAGGAGGAAGGAAUUCUCCGCGUUGGGGGUCAUAAGCAAAAGGUCGAAAUGCUUUGCAUGGAGCUAGAGACAGAUUUUUAUAGUAAACCCAAGGAGAUCGAUAAAUUGUUUAGACGUACACCAUGCCACGAUUUGUCAGCUGUGUUGAAAAAAUUGCUCAGAGACUUACCCCAACCUUUACUCACCGUUGAACUGAUCGAUGCCUUUUAUCAGAGUCAUGGUGUGAAAAAUUCAGGCGAACUUGCCUACUCCUUAAAUCUACUGGUUUUACUACUUCCUGUAGAACAUCGUUGCACACUCAAGGCAUUGCUGACUUUUUUAAAGCUAGUCGUCGACAAUCAGAGUUCGAACAAAAUGUCUAUUCACAAUGUGGCGAUGAUUGUCGCUCCGUCUCUAUUCCCUCCUCGUUGUGUUUACCCUCGGGAUCAAUCUGAUCUUACUGCACAAGUUAAUAUGGCAGCGAUUUGUUGUCAAGUGACAGAAGCUCUUCUUAACAAUGUAAAUAACCUUUGGUACGUUCCAACCGAUCUGAUCAAUCAGCUGCAUAGGCAAACCGAGGAGGAACGAUACCGUAAGUAUAAAAAAAAGUAUUACUAAUUCUCAGGUUAGCCCUUAAGUGGUUAUUGGGAAGUCUAAGACCCUUGGGCAGUCAGUAAUUUUUAUUUAACUAUUUUUUCUUUGAUAAUUAUCACUCCAGUUUGGUGCUUAGUUAACCGUCAUUAACUGAAUAAACAGGUGCAAUCGCAGCCCCAAGUUUAAAUUAGGCUGUACGAACUUUAUUUUUAAGAAAUAAUCUUGAUAAGGCAAGUAGGUUACGAAACUCCGAGAACUAUUGUCACUUUAACUAAGUCGCGAAUUACUUCCAAGAAUUUACGAUAGAUUCACAGUGUGCAAUACCUGCAGGGAAACCUUUUUUACUAUACAUAUAGAAAUGAAAGAAAGAGGCCUAAUUUUCUAAUCUACAUAAGAUAAAGUCUGUCUGAAAUUUAUUGUGUACCUACAGUACGCGUUUAUCGGAGUACUUGCCUUACGGUAACUGACGACGAAUGAACAUGUAUUCCGUAACUAUAGAUCUUUCAUUUUCUCAUCCUACGGAUCAUUGUUAGUUUUCUUAUCUUGUUGAUUAUCUUUUAACUUAUAUUUUAUUCAUUAUAAAUUAUUUAUCUUAUUAAUUGAUACGCCGGGACAAGAUUGGGAUCUUUUUUCUCCAGAGAAUGCUGAAUUCUCUCAGAAUUAAAAAUAGUAUUGAUGUAUGUAUUAUUACAUAUCGGACUUUUAUUAUUAUUGUUAUUAUAGCUCACAGAAUUUUUCAUGCAUUGUAAAACGGCGCAACGAAAUUUCAUUCCAAGUAUUUUAUUAGAUAUGUAAACAACGUGGUUAUUAUUUUCAAUGAAUGUGAUUUUUUCCAUGGGACGAAGGAGAUUGGUAUAAAAAUUACCAGAAUUCCAAAAGCCAUUGGGUGCGGGCUUUUUGGUACGAACACAUCUCAUUUCCAUACAGGCAUUUUCUCCUUUUGUUUUUCUUUUAUUUAUUCUACAUAUACAUUUAUGUAUGUAUGUAUGUACAGUAUAUAUCAGUUUCUUCUCCAUACGAUAUCGAUACUUGUAUGUAUUGUUGUUUAUCGUCUGAUACAAGCCAUAUUAUUUUAAGGAUCUGUAAAUAUAUGAUUUCAUAAAAUAUACCUAUAUACAUAUACAUUAUUAUACGUAUACAACUAAUAAGGUGCCAAAGAAAAUAUACAGACAUUACUUCUA
This is a messenger RNA of Athalia rosae (coleseed sawfly), 3712 nucleotides long. It is a transcript of the gene conu, whose product is annotated as rho GTPase-activating protein conundrum. The coding region runs from base 615 to 2555 and encodes 646 amino acids. Gene Ontology annotation, cellular component: cytoplasm. The record is from RefSeq and is a predicted model, not a curated record. Gene Ontology annotation, biological process: regulation of small GTPase mediated signal transduction; regulation of actin filament polymerization; signal transduction. The transcript has 11 exons. Gene Ontology annotation, molecular function: GTPase activator activity. NCBI's taxonomy places the organism in Eukaryota, Metazoa, Arthropoda, Insecta, Hymenoptera, Athaliidae.